Fusarium graminearum PH-1 is the source of this 2490-nucleotide messenger RNA. RefSeq lists its product as uncharacterized. The transcript is spliced from 5 exons. Gene Ontology annotation, molecular function: zinc ion binding; DNA binding. NCBI's taxonomy places the organism in Eukaryota, Fungi, Ascomycota, Sordariomycetes, Hypocreales, Nectriaceae. Bases 1 to 2490 code for a protein of 829 amino acids. The record is from RefSeq and is a predicted model, not a curated record. Gene Ontology annotation, biological process: DNA-templated transcription. Gene Ontology annotation, cellular component: nucleus.
AUGACCACUUCCAUGUACGACGCAAUGAACGUUCCUCAUAUGACUGGAGUCCACCCCGUGGCUAUUUCUAGACCCCAAGUUGGGAUUGAGCGCCUUCCUACUCGACGCAUGAGCAAUGAACCACGGGAAUCCAUGAACUGCAAAUCAAGUGUAAUCGACUUCGACCAUCUUGCGAGGCCUGCCAGGUUUUCCAAUGUCCCUGUGUUUAUGAAACGUGGACCAAAGACAGACGUGUUGGAAGCACUCUUGAAAAGGGUAGAUGGACUUGAGGCAAAAUUGAGAGAAAAGGGCGAGGACGAUGUGUCGCUUGCGACCUCAAAUCUGCCUGAAGUUGGGGACAUGGAAGCUUCUGAAUCUGGCUCUCAAGCUACCGAGACUGGAAAGUCGGUCACGAAACGUGCCACAGUCGAUGCUCGUGCCUCUUCAGUUGAUGCUGGCUCACUUUCUCCGGUAGCUCGACAUACCACCGACGCCAGUGGAUAUCAAGCAGCUGCUAAUCUUAGUGAAGACUUCGCAGCGCGGGCUAGGCGGGAGAUCAAUACCGAUGAACCUUCGAUAGAUGGAUUGCAGGCAAUUUUGUUGCUUGUCAGUGCCUUUACGGCAACAGGCAAGGGGAAGAAAGCUUACAUGCUUAUGACGAGUGCCACCGGUAUGGCCAUGGCGCUCGAAAUACAUAAGGAAACCGACAGCCAGGCACGCAUGACGCCAAUCGAACGAGAGAUGCGACGUCGUUUAUUCUGGACUUGUUAUCUACUUGACCGCUUCCAAGCAACUGGCUCUAAGCGACCGAGUCUGAUCAGCGACAACACCAUCAUGCUACGCCUUCCAUCCUGGUCCCCUAACUCGGCCUCCCUCCCUGUCGAAGGGGAGUUCUUCCAAACUGGAUCGAACCUGCAGUAUUUUCAAGGCAGCGACAAAAAGCCUCAAGGAAGCAUGGGAAUGCUCAUUGAUAUCACUCGCGUUCUCGGAAACACAAAUCGCUAUCUAGCUGCUGGUGGUGUUAAAGCCGACUCCCACUUCCCAUGGCACACGCUGUCCACCAUUUCCAAGAUUCGCCAAGAUCUCGAUGUUUGGGCUUCUGGAACCGAAGACGCAUUCUCAAACCUCGGAACACUGUUCAGACAGGCUGAUGGGACCAUACUAUUGCUCAGCAAGCUCAUUUACCAUCUCAUUCACUGCCUGAUCUAUCGACCAUUCCUCCCCAUCGAUCUAGCGGAGCUGGCUGAAACCGGGCAGCAUCAGUCAUGGCAGAUUGAAGCUACCAACAUGUGCUUUCUUCACGCCAAUGCGAUCAUGGAGUUGAUUCAACUUGGAAAGCAGUCAGCAAUCGUUGACUGGCCUGCAUUUGUGGGAUACUGUGUCUGCACAGCAGGCACAGUUCAUGUUCACGGCGCCCACUACAGCCAGCAAGGAAGUCAAGGCGAGGUUAAUGUCUUCAGCUCUGCAACAGAGUUCCUUUCCAGUGAGAUGCAGUUCCUCAACGAGCUUCGAUACGCCUGGGCCACAGUACAGCAUCAGCGCGAAACGCUACAGGACAUCAGCCACGCUCACGGAGAAUUGGUGAAGGCGCUAGCGCGCAGCUCAAUGCGAUACACACCUGGGUUCCACAGCGAAGACUUCUUUGAUCGUUACUCAAACAUAGGGGGGCCUGGUGGACCAUCCUUCAGCUUUGAUGCAGCCAAUCUCCGUCUUUCAGAUGUCGGAGUUGACAUGGGUGCCGGACCGGCAGCCGAGGGAACGCUGCGAAGCAUCGACAGGCCACAGCGUCCCAACCUCAAACGUAAGAACACAGCACCGCCCGGUCCUAUCAACCGAAGACGGCCUGAUGUUAAGGUGAUCUCAAGCCUCGCCCCCUCUGCCACGGGCCUUCCUACGCCAGGCACUGCCCGUCGGUCGUUUUCAUACGCACCCGGGGGGAUGCCUCAUUCAUCACCUGGUCUCCUUGCAACCCCCACAUCCCUUCCAGGUCACCAUGAAAAUCAUGACAUGUAUGCUAUGCAUGAGCACAUGGGCGAUGCAUCUUCGAACAACGCUGCAGUUGCUGCAGCCGCCGCUGCGGGUUUCAACAUGUCGCCUACGUCGCAUGCUGUUUCAUCUCACCACAUGCACCAGAUCGGCGGUGCACCUUUUAGCCCGCCAUACAGCUAUGGUUCCGGAUCGAGCAUUACCAAUUCUGGCCCGGGCAUGAUCAAUGAGGCCAACGGGGGCUAUGAUGCAAUGUUUGGAACAGUGCCAACGAAUGCCUUUGGCAGCCCUGCCGUCUGGCAAGCCGACGACAGCCACGGCAAGAUGCAUCUUGCGCAGACUAGAGCUGUAGCAGGAAGCCCCGGAGCCCGGAGCAACAAUGGCAGCACUGGAACGGGCCAAGGGGAGGAGAAGGAUCCGUUCUUGGCCCUCCUGGAGCAGCUCGCCGAGAAUGAGCACCGAGCUCAAAACGGUCAUGGAGGGGAUAUUGAUUUCUUCCUUGGAAAUUCUGGCACGAGUGUCUAA